ACUAUCUUAUAUUCGCAAAAACACAUUCUUAAACGUGAUUGAUUCAUACCCAAUCUGAAAACCCUAAUAACAACCUUCACUUCACUCGAUCAAUCAUGGUGAGAAAGAGAAAACUCGUUAAAGCUUCUCAACAAGAAGAACCACCGCUCAAACAGCAUCAACCGGAGCCUAAACCGGAACCGGUACCCGAACCCGAACCUGAACCAUACAUCCCGGGCGAAGAAUACGAAGAGGUUGAAGAAGAAGUUGAAUACGAAGAAGUUGAAGAGGAAGUAGAGGAGGAGGAAGAGGAGGAAGAAGAGGAAGAAGAAGAGGAACAACAAAUUCAAGUAGAAGAAGACGAUGAACCGAUCCAGAAGCUUCUAGAACCUUUCUCAAAAGAACAGAUCUCGAGUCUUCUUUGCGAAGCGGCUUCGAAGCAUCGUGACGUUGCGGAUCGGAUUCGGAAGAUUGCUGAUGGUGAUGCUUCUCAUCGGAAAAUAUUUGUUCAUGGUUUGGGAUGGGAUACUACUUCAGCAACGCUGAUUAAUGCCUUUUCGCAGUACGGUGAAAUUGAGGAUUGUAAAGCUGUUACGGAUAAGGUUUCAGGGAAAUCUAAGGGUUAUGGAUUUAUUUUGUUCAAGAGAAGGAGUGGAGCGAGGAAUGCGUUGAAGGAGCCGCAGAAGAAGAUUGGGAAUAGGAUGACUGCGUGUCAGCUGGCGUCUAUUGGACCGGUGCAGCAAACUCCGGUGGUGGCGGCGGCGCCAGCGCCGUUGGUGGUGGCGGGUUCGGAGUAUACGCAGAGGAAGAUUUAUAUAAGUAAUGUUGGACCUGAAUUGGAUGCACAGAAGCUGUUUGGUUUUUUUUCGAGAUUUGGAGAGAUUGAGGAAGGACCGUUAGGGCUUGAUAAGGUGACGGGGAAGCCGAAAGGGUUUUGUUUGUUUGUGUAUAAGAGUGCUGAGAGUGCAAGGAGGGCGUUGGAGGAGCCGCAUAAGGAGUUUGAGGGGCAUAUUUUGCAUUGUCAGAAGGCGAUUGAUGGUCCUAAGCCGACAAAGAUACAACAUCAGCCACAGCAGCAACAGCAACAUGUGAAUUCGGUGAAUCAUUUGAACCAAUUGAAUCCAUUGAGUCAGAGGACGCAGUUUCAGAGACAUGAUAAUGUUGGAUUUAUGGGUGGAAGUAGUGUUGCAGUUAGCCAACCAGGGCACUUAAUGGCACCAGCAGGACCAGUAACCGGGUACAAUCAGGCGGCUGCUAGUGCUUCUGCUGCACAGGGGCUGAACCCUGCACUGACUCCUGCGCUUGGACAGGCGUUGACGGCGUUGCUUGCUUCUCAGGGUGCUACUUUGGGGCUGGGUAAUUUACUGGGGAGUCUUGGAGUGAGUAGUGCGGUUAAUCCCGGUGUUCCUGCUGCUGGUCAUGGAGUUCAGAGUGGAUACAGUGCUCAGCCUACCAUAAGUCCAACAGUGAUGGGAGCAUAUGGGAAUACUGUACCACAGGCUGGAUUGCAGGGGCUAUAUCCAAAUCAGCAGCUUGGACAGGGUGGUUCUGGAAGAGGGCAAUAUGGUGGAGCCGCACCUUAUCACUAGGUUUGACAGCCGUGCUAAUAUAAACAUGCACCAAUAAUAAAAUCAAUAAAAAUUAAAAUAAAAAAAGGGUCUUGUUAACGAGUGCCCCCGGGGCACUUUUUAAGCAUGCUAGAUUAAGCAAUUAUUCUUUAAAAAUGUCAAAGUUUUCAAUUUACAAAGCACUGAUUACACAAACUUUCAUAAAAAGUUACUAUUUAAGGUCCUUAACCAAUGCCCCGGGGGCACUAGUUAACCUACUUGUGAUUUAAGUUUGAUUUUGACCUACUUGUGAAAUUUCCACAUUUCUUUUUUUAUAUGGUAGAGUUCCUCAACUAGGUAUGUUAUGCAGAUUUUAUUUGGACUUGAUUGCACCUUUGGUCUCUUGGGUAGCUAAUUUUCUAUAUUUGAAUUUAAACCCUUGUAUUAUUUUUUUAAAUGCUACUGAACUGUUUUUCUCUAUCUUGUUACCUAAAAGUUGGCUAUCAAAUUUCAAUUAAAAAAAAAUGUUCACAAAUUGAAUAAAUCCUUUAACUUGUUUUCAAUAUCCACCAAUCAAUAUAGUAGUAUCAAAUUUCUCCUAAAGAACCCCAAAAUUGCUUACUUUUUUGAUACUUUUUUUUACCUAAUUUUCUCAUGGCCAGACUUUUAAAAAUAUUUCACAUUCCAAGUUCAUCAUAAACUACCAAAUCCAAAUAUUUGGAUUGAAAAUUAGAAUUGAAUGGUUUUAGCUAGAAGAUAGUUGGUGGCAAGACUGACUUGCUUAAUUUUAGAAACAGGGCUUGAUUGCUCUAAAAACUUGAGGGAUUGAAAUCACCUACUGAUCAAAUAGAGAGCAAAAGUGCAAAGUCUUUUUUUCCUUACACACUGAUAUUAAAAGAAAACUCUCUUUUCUUGAGGCUCUAUUUCCUCUGUAAGAAUGAUGUUGUAAUUCCCUUUGAUCAUAGUUUUGCUUAUUUGGAAAUGACUUUUGAGGUCAGUCAAAGUUGGGAAAACUUUUCUUGGCUAAUAAAGGGAUUUUUUUUCCAUGGGGUACAGCCAUAUUUGUAUGUUGUGCAUUCUCUAUUGUUGAUUAAGCUGCACAUUUUGUCUGUGUUCCUCUGAUAUUUCUUUUUUCAAAGGUCCAAUUAGUCACCUGCGUUGAAUAAUAUAUUUUAAAUGGAUUUGUAAGGGUUUUGAUUGUUACUUUCAUUUUGGUCAUUUACAUUACAUGCAUAUUUAUUGCUGAAGCAGUUCCAAAGCAGUUUGGUUCAAAAUGUUUCUGAAUUCAACAAGGUUUUCACCCUUUUGGAUAAUUUGGUUUCUUUCCAAAUUUCCUCACUAUUGUAUGUUUAUUUUAUUACAAGAAAUCAGCUCUGUGUGAUAAUAACAAUGGACUUUUAGUAGCUGGUUAUCUUCAAAUAAACAUGUGGCUUUUGCAGACUGGAAGGUAAGUAAGUUGCAGUAUUUCUUCUCUUUAUUUGUUGUCUUAGUUGAAAAGCAUGCUGGCAUACUUAGUGGUUGUCUUUUUACUGAAGAAUUUUUUUUGCCAGAUUCUUCGUUUGGUUGUUGAUUUAAGCAACCGAUGUGUGCGUAGAAAUCAAAAUUCCAAAGCUCCCUCGGGAAUGAUAGUUUAUGCUCUUGUAUUGCUACUUAUGUUGCCUGUGACAAUUCUCAUUUUUCUCUAUUUAGAAAUUUAAGUUCAAAUGCAGCAAGGGGGGAUUGACAGGUUGAGGUAACAUCUUUGUUUGAGCUGAGGAUUAUUGAGUGCCUUUUAGUUGAUCCUUGGCUCAUUUUUAUUUUUUGAUUUCAUCGGUUAAUACGGCAUGGUUGUAAACAAAUACUUGCAGUACCACAUUAUUUUAAAUAUUUUCAUGUGGUGCUCCGUCUCUUAUGGUACUCAAUCCCCUUUACACGGUCAUGUUGUCUUUUCAUCGAGUUGUCCUUUUGUACGUUAUAUUUAGAAGUUGGUAGGUUAGAAUAGAAUUUUAGAAGGGAUUGUAGUCAGCAGCCGAGCGCUGUCACAUACUGUUCUACUUGUGAGUUCUCUUCUCAGGGCUGAUGUUAUAUAAACAUAAGUAGAUUUUUUCAGAAAAUAUUAUUCACUUUGAUGAAAAUACUAAAAGUGUUCUUUCAAUAAAAUAUUUCAAUUUUCUGUAA
Molecule: messenger RNA, 3683 nt
Organism: Medicago truncatula (barrel medic)
Lineage: Eukaryota; Viridiplantae; Streptophyta; Magnoliopsida; Fabales; Fabaceae
Product: UBP1-associated protein 2A
Exons: 2
Coding region: 96-1568 (490 amino acids)
Molecular function (GO): RNA binding
Source: RefSeq, a predicted model, not a curated record